Messenger RNA from Esox lucius (northern pike), 970 nucleotides. RefSeq lists its product as uncharacterized. Gene Ontology annotation, cellular component: B cell receptor complex; external side of plasma membrane. The coding region runs from base 102 to 812 and encodes 236 amino acids. The record is from RefSeq and is a predicted model, not a curated record. Lineage: Eukaryota; Metazoa; Chordata; Actinopteri; Esociformes; Esocidae. Gene Ontology annotation, biological process: B cell receptor signaling pathway; B cell differentiation. The transcript has 6 exons.
GUUGUUGGUCCGUGUCUUCUUGUGUACGGCGUGUGGGUUGGGGGAGGUCUUAGCACCAAAACCCAGAGUGAACGCUCUCAUAGUGACAUCAAUCCUGAAAGAUGAAGUAUCUUCUGGUCUGUCUUCUCCUUUCCUCUCUCUGGUCGAUCUCUUCUUGGGGUAUAACCAACACAGGGUUAGUGGUGAUCCAGUCUCCUCAUUAUGUGACAGUAACUGAGGGGGAAACUGUUCACAUCCAGUGCUGCUGGAAUAAAAAUUUGACGAGGGUCACAGUUAAUUGGAAGAGCAAUGCAGCAAAUACGUCUGAGCUUGUCAAUAAGAGUCAGUGUCAGAAGAGCGCUUCUGAACAGAACGUAUCCUGUUGUUCAAAUCUGACCAUCUCAAACCUGAACAGAAAUGACUCCGGGACAUACACCUGUAAAGUGUCUUCAGAGAUACCAGUUCUUCAACAGUCUGUGGGGAACGGGACACAUCUUACAGUAACUUCAAAAAAUGAUGGAAUCAGCGGUGACCUACAUAACAAUCUGCAUUGGUCUAUCAUUGCUCUUCUGGUUCUCCUGCCUCCCCCAUUACUCCUGGCCCUCCUCUACUUGUACAGAGUGAAAAGAAAACAAGGUGGUGCCUCAGCAAAGAUGGUCAGGGUGAUCCAUCAGACGCCCGACUACGAGGACGACGAGCUGAAGACGGAGGACCUGAGAGAGACCGCCGACCAGACCUCCGACUCCUCCUCCCGGGGAUCCACCCAAUGGUGUCAGGUCCAGGUGUACGAAUCGCUGGAUUACCUGGCUCUUCCCACCAAAGACAACGGCUAAGCACCAGCUCCUGGGCUCAAUCAGUCCGUUUUUACUGUUGCAUGGUUUUCUAUGUAUGCUUCUUUCUACUACAUCUUCUGUGCCAAUGUAUUUUCUGUACAUAGAUUCCUUUGCAUUUGUUUACAGUGUACGACUACAUAAAUCCUUGUGCCACUCGG